UUCUUGGUGGUUUCCUGGCCACAUCUGCUGCCACCAGUGGGUGCAGGGACACUCCCCACCAUGAAGCGUUCCUGCAGUCUGUAAGUAAUGAAGGGCAUGGAGAACUGCGCUACCACGCUGGACCCGCAACACGUGGGACUGGAAGAUGGAAUCAGCAGAGAGGAAGGACUUGAGGAAAAGUCGCCUUCUGUGACCCCUGAGAGACAGCGCAAGACCUUGCAACGACUCGCUGAGGAAAUCCGGAUAAUGUGCAGAGUCUGUAAGAUCUUCCGCCAGCGGCUGAGGGGAUUCCCCGGAUGUCAGCUCGUAGCGACAGAUUCCGUGAUAUCGGUGGAAGGCGAAGAGGAUUCCGGCAAAACCAGCUUUGACCACACCCUGUUCAGGACCAGAAAGAAUCACUUCCCGAGGAACGCCGAGUUCAUCACGCGGAAGAACCCCGCCCGGAGAACAGAGGCGGAGACCAGGCUCCUGUGCAGUCUCCUGCAGGUCAUCCCCAGCUACCAGCACUACAGUAACCACCUGCAGAUGCUCCUGGCCAGGGUGUUCCGCUUCCAGAGGUUUGGCCGCAGGAGAGUGAUCAUCAGAAAGGGUCACGUCGGAGACAGUUUCUACUUCAUCUACUCGGGCUGUGUGGCCAUUACUAACGAUGAGGAUGGCAGCAGCACCUACCUAGACCAGGAGCCCGUUCUCCUGCACGCAGGGGCUAAAUUUGGGGACAUAGCAUUGCUGAAAGGACACAGGAGGAAUGCCACAGUGGUCUGCAUGAAGGAGUCUGAAUUUCUGGUGGUUGACAAAGAGGAUUUCUUUGCAAAUAAACUGGAUGCAGAAUUGCAGAAAGAAUUUCAAUACCGUUACAAAUAUUUCAGAUCCCUGGACGUCAUCUCUCACUGGCCGUCUGAGCACAUCGAAAGCAUCUCCGGAAGAUGCCAAAUUAGACCAUAUCACUUUGACCAACUGGUCCAACGAGAUAGCAGCGAGAGUAACAGCAUUGCAUUCGUCACCGAGGGCACGUGCGAGGUGCUGCGGCUUGUGAAAGUGACACACUGCCCAUCGUACCACAAAUGGCUGCGUGCAUCUCUGCCAUUGCCGAAAUCACCGCCCACUCUGAAGACGACAACCAAUGAGCGGUCACUCGCCGAUAGGAAGGCGCUGCAAGGGCGACUGGCAUCGCUGAAGGAAGAGGCCGCCCACCUUUGUGCCAGGAAGAAGAGGGACAUUAGGGAAAAGGCCGCACCAGAAGGACCAUGCAGUGCCGCCGCUGCCGCCGUCUAUGUGAGGAUAGACGUGCUACAGGAAAACGAGUUCUUUGGCCUGCAGGAGGCGCUACUGCCGUACAGCCAGAGGGACACGCGCAGGCUGCUUCUCCUCAGCAAGAACUGUAAGAUCCUCUUCCUUAAAAAGAUGAAGUUUGAUGAAUUUUGUGAUGGCAAAACACUACAAAAUCUCCAACAAUAUCAAAAGAGCUACCCCAGUGACGAUGAUCUCUGCAAACACUUCCUACAGCAGAAUGACUGGAAUAUGUACAAGAAGGAUUUGGUAACCUUGCUCCUGAAGCCUCUCUCUACCAAUCGGUAUGUAAAGAAAAAGAAACACGCGCUGGCCUUAGCCAGCUGCAGUCCGACAGGUGUCCUAGAUCUACGUCCUGUCUCCAUAAGGAACACCAGUCCCUCCGGAUCACCAAGGGGCAUAUACGUCUCAGCACAGAACCGGACUGUCCGCCUUAUCCACGCAAUUACUGUCCCAAGGCCCCAGCUAAGAGGACUAGUACUAUAGGACUAGUACAUGCCCUAAUGUUUCCAGGCAUGAAACCUGGGCUACUAUUAAAGACUACUAUUAAAUAUUGAGU
Pseudophryne corroboree (corroboree frog) is the source of this 1846-nucleotide messenger RNA. RefSeq names its product cyclic nucleotide binding domain containing 2 (gene CNBD2). The transcript has 13 exons. Lineage: Eukaryota; Metazoa; Chordata; Amphibia; Anura; Myobatrachidae. Gene Ontology annotation, molecular function: cAMP binding. The record is from RefSeq and is a predicted model, not a curated record. The coding region runs from base 88 to 1773 and encodes 561 amino acids. Gene Ontology annotation, biological process: spermatogenesis.